CCAGGUUUGCCGGCUUUCUAUUGGCCGUCUCUUUCGCAGCGGUCGUCGGGUAUUGGCUGCGCGGUGGGAGUUGCAGCCGAGGUUUACAGUACAGCCUUUUGAAGUAAGCAGGGAUAAUGAAAAGCAUGAGGUGAGACUGCUUUACACGCAAUAUACCACAGCCUCCGCAUAGAUGAAAGUAAAACAGUUGAUCUGCAACAACAAGAGUGAUUUCAUCAUUAAACGAGGCAGGACUGCCUUUGUCCAAGUGUACUCAUCACAUGACGUGAAAAUCUACCUAUAUCUGUGUUAAACACAUGGCAAAGCCAGACGUGGAUUAAAGCCCUGACAGCUGAUCAAGGUCCAGUGGUCAAAGAAAAGUGGCAGAACAGAUUUACAAGGCUAUUCCCAUUAAAUCAAGGUCUCUGUGUGAGUGCAGUAAGAUAACUACGAUUUCAUAUGUAACAGCCACAUUUUGAGGACGAUGGAGACCUUGUCACAGAGCUCCAAGCUGGAGUGCCAAAUCUGUUUUAAUUACUUUAGCCAGCGGCACCGUCCUAAACUACUGCACUGCCAGCAUACAUGCUGCUCCGUGUGUUUGAGCCAAAUGAGACUGAGUCAGAAAGAGAUCCGCUGCCCUUGGUGCCGGUGUGUGACUCAGCUCCCCAGCGGCCUGUCUGUUUCCUAUCUUCCCGACGACCCGGAAGUGCUUUCCAUCAUCAGUUUGUCACACUCCUCUGAGCACACUCCCAUCUUCAUACAGCUUCCGAACAACACCUGCUACCUGGUGCCAGUUCCUCUGGAUUCCGAUGGAGAGUUGAUCCCCGGAGAGCAGGUGUGCCGCUUCGGCCCUAAAAGUGCUGCUGUGUUAAAUGUCUCUGAUGGGCGGAGCCUGGUAUUGGGGGAGGACCUGGAAGAGGAGGUGAUCGGGGACGAAGCUGCAUUUAAGACAACGGCAUGGACAGGAGUUUGCACUGUGCUACUUGUAGCAUUCAUUUUAAUUUUUCUGCUGGGUAUUGUGUUGCACAACAUGUCAUGUGUCUCCAAACGGUUCACCAUUAUUUCCUGUGGAUGAGACCGGAUGACCAGUGUUGCCCUUAUGUGGCUUGAGAUAUCUUGCUUGAGUACAGUAGUGAUUAUGGAGAUCAUAGCCUCUGUUAUAGGAUAUGAUGAUAACUGUAGACAUGGGAGAGUAAGGGAAUGAAAUAAAACAUUACAAACUGUCAAGGGAACAGUCUAUGCAGAUUUAAUGGUGUUUCAAAUGUCAUUGAAAGCUUUAAUUUCUUCUUAAAGGGGUAGUUCACCCAAAAAUCGUGUUAUUACGAACAUGUAUAAAUUUCUUUGUUCUGAUAAACAUGAAGGAAGAUAUUUAGAGGAAUGUUUGUAACCAAAUCGAGCCCCAUUCACUUCCAUAGGUUACAAAUAUCUUCCUACAUGUUCAUCAGAACAAAGAAAUUUAUACAGGUUUGCAGGACCGGCGUUACCUAUAGGGAGAGUUGGCAAACGCCUAGGGCCUCAAGCUUGGAGGGGGGCCUCCAUAUCUGCUAAAUCCAUGUGUGCUAGUCCGACAAUCACUUUAUAUAGCAAUACAUAAAGUUUUAAGGUAAGUUCGACUUUAUACGGGGGCCGCCGCCGCAACCGGAUGACAUCGAAGGCACGUGAGAAUCAUUGAUAAGCAGACUCCUCUGUAUGAUUUUGUUGAUCAUCCACCUGCACAUUACUGUACAUGUAUGAUGCUUUGAUAUCAUCCACCUGCAGCGCCUCAUGAAGGUAAAGAAGCCUAGAUGAACAGCAUCCAAAUCUCUGCACCUGACCGACUUUGAGUGAUGCUGAAAGCGGCUAUCGCAUGCAAAGACAGUUCAGUACAUGAUGCAGGUAUUUUGAAAUAAUGCGUUUAAAAAAUAAACUUAGCUUUGUUCUGUGUAUCAACGUCAUUUCAGGACAGAUUAAACUGCGCUGCUGACACUGUGUAAAAAAGUUUGUACACUGUAAAAAAUACUUUACUGCCUUAAAAUUUUUUGUUGAAUCAACUCAGAUUUAUAAGUCAUUUCAACUUACUAUUAUUUAUCUUGACUAGAGAUGAGUUGUUAUAACUACAGGUGAGUUGUUAUAACUUAUAAAAUUAAGUUGACUUUUCUUAACUAUAUUUUAUAAGUUGUGAUAACUCAUCUCUGUUGACAUGACUUGUAAAUCUGGGUUGAUUUAACAAAAAAUUUUAAAGCAGCAAAGUAUUUUUUACAGUGUAUUUAAAGUCAAACAGCAAACAACACUGGCGUUACCUAAAGUAAACUGUAUAUCUUGUAAGUCCUCUACACUUUAUUUUAGUUUUCAAAUCAUAAAAACAUGAUGCAUAUUUAUUUGAAUUUUUUUUUUAUUCUGCUUAGUAGUUUGUUUGUUUGUUUAACUUCCAGUGGCAACUGAUUUGGAUAUUUAAGGUAUAAAAAGGUAUUGCAAUUUGAAAUGCAUAUAUGAAUAUAUCCAUAGUCUAAUAGAUAACUUUAUACUGUAUAUUGGUUCAAUAAGAGGGGAAUUACCCAGCUAAAAAAAGUUUUCUAGGAGGUGUUCAUCUGUAGUUUUUUACAGUUAGGGUUUUUUUCAAUGUAGUGUUGUCUUUUUAAUUUUACUCUUUGGAGAAAGCAAAACUGUUAUCCUGUGUUAUACCAAAAAGAUGACAACAGAUUUGACCUGCCUUAAAAUGUUUAAAAGAUGAGGUUUUGCAUAAUUUCUUAUUAAAUUUUAACAUAAAUUUAAUCAAUUUGUUAACUUGAUAAAACUUGAGAAAAUAAUGGGAAAAAUAUGUGUAAUCACUGUUGUGCUUAAAUUAUUUCUUACAGGUUAGAAAAAACACGUUCUCACAUUAUUCUAAAAAUUUUAGGGGUGUGAGGGGCCUCCAACAUACAUUUUGCCUAGGGCCUCCAAAUAUCUAGAACCGGCCCUGCAGGUUUGUAACAACACGAGACUGCGAAAACAAUGACAGAAUUUUCAUUUUUGGGUGAACUAUCCCUUUAAUGUUUAACUGGGGGAUUUGUUCAAAUAAUGUGCAGAAAUGUCAUUAAUGAAUCUAGCAGUAUUGACUAAAUGUAUUUGCAUGUCUUUUUUUAGGUAUCUGAGAGAAAUCCUUUUUCAUGUGGUCUCUAAACUGUACUAAAUUAUGUAUUAUUGAUAGUACAGUACACUAGGUUUGUCUGGUUUGUGACUAAACUGUAAAAUCCAGAUAUAUUAGUGUGUAGAUUCACUGCCUUGAAUAAUGCUAUUUUCUUUGUGUAUCUAAAUGGGUAUGUUGUUUAAAAUUUGUAAUGUACAGUAAGUUUUAUCUGACCAGUGUCUUUCUGUAGCAACCUUCUUUUUUUUUUACUUGUGGAUUUUGCCUUUGAUUAAACAAAUCUUGUUUCCUUUCGUCACUGUUAA
Molecule: messenger RNA, 3387 nt
Organism: Misgurnus anguillicaudatus (oriental weatherfish)
Lineage: Eukaryota; Metazoa; Chordata; Actinopteri; Cypriniformes; Cobitidae
Gene: rnf152
Product: ring finger protein 152
Biological process (GO): apoptotic process; positive regulation of autophagy; negative regulation of TORC1 signaling
Cellular component (GO): lysosome
Molecular function (GO): ubiquitin protein ligase activity
Source: RefSeq, a predicted model, not a curated record